Messenger RNA from Cornus florida, 2773 nucleotides. Its product is annotated as putative disease resistance RPP13-like protein 1. The transcript has a single exon. NCBI's taxonomy places the organism in Eukaryota, Viridiplantae, Streptophyta, Magnoliopsida, Cornales, Cornaceae. Gene Ontology annotation, biological process: defense response to other organism. The coding region runs from base 497 to 2731 and encodes 744 amino acids. Gene Ontology annotation, molecular function: ADP binding; protein binding. The record is from RefSeq and is a predicted model, not a curated record.
CUUAUUGAAGUCGUCUAUAAGGCUGUCUGGUCAUUUAAAAAUAAAUUAUGUAGAACCAGCUAAACCCAUACCACCUUCUUUAUAAGUAUUAUAAUGUAAAUUAUGUUUUAAAAUAUCAAUCAAGCAACAUAUUAUAUAUCUAUGAUGAUCCACCAGCCCAGUUUUGACGCUUUUGACUUUUGAUUCCUUUUCGAGGCUUUAGUUUCAGGCCAUAGGAAUAUUUGAGUUCCUCAAGCUUUCACAAAAGAAACUUUUUUGUUAUUCUUUUGUUGCUUUUGUUUUCUCUGAAUCCCAUUAGUUGCUGUAUCUAUUCUUUUAGACAGAGGAAAGGAUGGUUGUCGGGGAGAUCUUUCUCACUGGCCACUAGGGUAUUGGAAAAGUUUGCACGUCAGAAGGGAAUUGAUACUCAGUUGAAGAAGUUGAGCAAGACGCUGCUCAUAAUUCAAGCCGUGAUCGGUGAGGCAGAGGAGAAGCAGAUAACAGACAGAGCUGUGAGAUGUGGCUGGAGGAUCUCAACGACCUGGCUUAUGAUUUGGAUGAUUUGUUGGACCAGUUUGCCACCGAAGCUUUGCGAUGCCAGUUGAUGGAUCAGGAACCUAAUGCCAGCACCAGCAUGGUGCGAAAACUCAUCCCUACUUCUUGUACUAGCUUCACUAUUCCUGGUGCUUUUAUUUUUGAUUGUCAUUUGAGGUCCAAGAUAGAAAAUAUCACUGCCAGGUUACAAGAGAUCGCAGCACAGAAAAAUGACCUGGGUUUGGAAAAAAAUGCUAGAGGGGUGAGAGAAAGAUUGCCCCUGCCUGUCUGGGCAAACAAAUCUGAUAUUUAUGGCAGAGAAAAUGAUCAAGAGGCAAUACUUGAGUUGUUGUUAAGGGGCAAUAGAAAUGAUGAUGUUGGACCCUCUGUCAUUCCAAUUGUGGGUAUGGGAGGUGUUGGUAAAACAACUCUUGCCCAGCUGGUGUAUGAUGAUGAGAGUUUGGAGAGUCAUUUUGAUUUGAAGGUUUGGGCUCAUGUUUCUGAUCAUUUUGAUGUUUUUAGGAUAAAGACGGUUCUUGAAUCAAUCACCUCAAGUGCUUGGAAUUUCGAGGAUCAAAAUAAGCUUAUGACUAAACUAAAAGAAAAGUUGUCCGGUAAAAAGUUUCUUCUUGUUUUGGAUGAUAUUUGGAAUGAGAAUUCUAUAGAGUGCGACAACCUACUUAGUCCUUUUUCAGUUGGGGCACCAGGAAGGAAAAUUAUUAUUACAAGUCGUAGUGACAAUGUCGCAUCAAUCAUGAGAACUGUUCCCACUCUCUAUUUAAAGGAAUUAAAUGAUGGCGAUUGUCCAUCUUUAUUUGCUCAAAAUGCACUCAAAAGAAGAAAUUUCGAUGCACAUCCGGGUCUCAAAGAAGUUGGUGAGAAAAUAGUGAAAAAAUGCAAUGGCUUACCUUUGGCAGCAAAGACGCUUGGAGGCCUCUUACGAAAUAAGUUACGCCAAGAUGAGUGGAAAGAUAUAUUAAACAGCAAGAUAUGGGAGCUACCGCCAGGGAGAAGUGGUAUUCUUCUGACUCUUAGAUUAAGCUACCAUCAUCUUCCUUCACAUUUGAAGCGAUGGUUUGCUUACUGCUCAAUAUUUCCAAAGGGUUAUGAAUUUGACAAAUAUGAAGUAAUUUUGUUAUGGAUGGCGGAAGGUCUUUUACAACUAUCCGAAGGGAAAAAAGAAAUGGAAGGUUUUGGCAGAGAAUGUUUUGAUGGUUUAUUAUCAAUAUCAUUUUUCCAACAAUCAAGUGACAAGAAGACUGGAUUUGUGAUGCAUGACCUCAUAAGUGAUCUAGCUCAAUUUGUUGCUGGAGAUAUAUGUUUCAGGAUAGUUGAUAAUUUUGAUGGUAAUGGGCAAAUUGCAGUUUCUAAACGGGCUCGCCAGUUGUCUUACACUAGUCAACGAUACGGAGUCUUUCACAACUUUGAGAAUCUUUAUGAAGUUCAAGGUUUGCGUACUUUUCUAUCAUUACCAGUUCACAGUGUGUCUAGCUGGCCAAAAUAUCAGUACUUAAGCAACAGUUUCUUGUCCGAUUUAUUGCCUAAAUUACAAGCCUUAUGGGUAUUGUCUUUGUCUGGUUAUGAAAUAAGUGAGCUACCAAAUUCAAUUGGCAACUUGAAGCAUCUACGGUACCUCAAUUUAUCUUAUAAUUCGAUCCAAUUGUUACCUAAAUCUGUGGGUACUUUGUACAAUUUGCAUACACUAUCAUUGCGCAACUGCAAAGCUCUACGUAUGUUGCCUGCAAGCAUUGUUAAUUUAAUUAACCUAUGUCAUCUUGACAAUGCUAACACUGAGCUGUUAGAAGAGAUGCCUUUGGGGAUUGGCAGAUUGACAAAUUUGCCAACAUUGUCAAAGAUUAUUGUGGAACAAGGCAAUGGGUCAAGACUAACGGAGUUGAAGCACUUAUUUCAUCUACGCGGAAUGCUUUCUAUUGUGAAGUUAGAAAAUGUAAUGGAUGUUCAAGAAGCAAUGGAGGCCAAUUUAAUGGGUAAGCAAGACCUUGAUGAAUUAGAGUUGACAUGGGGCAAAAAUGUCAAUAAUUCUCAAAAUGAAAUACUUGAAAUGGAUGUACUCAACCUGCUAAAACCACAUGGAAACUUAAAAAAGCUCAAAGUUGAGUUCUAUGGUGGAAGGAGUUUUCCAAAUUGGAUAGGAGAUCCAACAUUUUCUGAAAUGGUGAAUCUAAGUCCUAUUGGUUGUGCGAAAUGUAAAUCUUGACCACCACUUGGACAGCUACCCUUGCUCAAAGACCUAUGCAUU